Dalotia coriaria is the source of this 5792-nucleotide messenger RNA. Its product is annotated as receptor-type tyrosine-protein phosphatase S-like. The record is from RefSeq and is a predicted model, not a curated record. Gene Ontology annotation, biological process: protein dephosphorylation. Gene Ontology annotation, molecular function: protein tyrosine phosphatase activity; protein binding. Lineage: Eukaryota; Metazoa; Arthropoda; Insecta; Coleoptera; Staphylinidae.
GCAAAAUGUGGGCGUUGUUUUUGCUGAUUUUUGUUUCUCAAGGAUUUUACCAAGUAUUAGGGAAGACACAAUUACUGUUUGCAAAUGUAACUGGAACUGGACGAAAUGCAAGGGUAGAAGCAGAGUGUUUCAAUGAUAAUUACAAUGACGCCAUUGCAUGGAUCACAUCACCACAGAACAAUAACAUUUUGGCAAUGUUAGACAAUGAUUUAAGUUCUAUUGACUUUAAUUGGGAUAAGGCCGGAUGGGCUUCUGAUUUUGCCUAUAAAGGAAUGUUUGGGCCAAUCAUGGAUUACUCAUGGGAAACAUUCCCAAUUAUUAAAACACAUGGAGCCGAACCAAGAAAAAACAAAUACAAUUUUGAAAAACUAGACCCAAUAAAAAUAUUUAACCAAUUUGAAUUAAAUUUUUCAUUUUUGGGAAAAUCAAAUGCACAAAUUUAUAUGUGCACAGGUACGCAAGUGCAAAAAAGUGCUUGCUUCACUUUUAUUUUAGGCGGUUGGGAAGGAAAGGGGAGUAUUUUAAGACGAUGCAAAAAUGGUACAUCACCAAUUAUCUCAACUGAUAAAUUGGAUGGAUGUGAAAAUGUUGUUGAGAAAAAAGUACAUGGGUCACUCUUCUCAGAAGACAAUUGGAGCCACAUAUCAAUAAGAUAUUCUAAUAAACAAUUGCUAGUGAUUGUUGAUGACAAUUCAUUAAUGUUAUACAUUGCAGCGAAUAACUGCGAAUUUAAUCAGUAUUCAAGAUUGUUCAUUCACUCAUAUAACGAGACCGCUUUAUGGAAAUAUCAUAAUUAUUUAUACCAAGAAGCUCGAAAUAUUCAAAAUGGGUAUAUAGAUAGCAAUUGGUUUCAUGUAAGUUCUGGUCAACUAUUCAUUUCGUUCUUUGCCAACUUUGAGAAAGAAACGACUAUAUCACUAUAUGGCUAUAGUGACAAUGACAUACCUAAGCAAAUUAAAACUUUCAAUUAUGAGGGUGAUAAAAACCUGCAAUGGAAUUACAAGACAUUCAAUAGUUCAGAAGUAGAAAACAAUACAUACAUAUUGCGUAUAUAUGUGGAUGAAGAAAAUAUCAUAGCAAUUCGAAACGUAAUAUAUCAUGUAAAUUGCAGAAUAAAUAAACGUAAUCACUUCCAUUCAUCAAUAUUGUCAUUCGAUGGUUUGCCGUACAAAACUAAGUGUACAUCUCUUCGAGAAAAAAGCGCACAACUUGCAUUGAGGCAAGCAAGUAACCGUAGCGACACUGAGAAACAGAACUCUUUAUGUACUACUUUUUAUAAUAAUACAGUUUGCAAACACCGAAUAAUAUGCAAUGAAAAAUUCUGUUAUUGCUCAAUGGGAUUCAAUGGAAUUUAUUGUGAAAGUGCCUGUAACCCGGGAACUUAUGGAUUCAAUUGUGAAUCUAAAUGUGGAGAAUGCAAAUAUUCGACCAAUUGUAAUACUAUAUCUGGAGAGUGCCCCAACGGAUGCAAAGACAAUUAUAUUGGACCAAAUUGCAAACAAAGAGAUUUGCCAGUUUUAAAUGACAUUGCAGGAAUUCAAACUGAAUGUAUCUCGGAUUGUGCAAUAACAAUUUUUGACAAUAAUCUAAAUUAUGAUGGUGUUCAACAACCAAAAUAUUAUUAUACACAAUUAACACAUCCGAAUAGAAUAAGAACAGAAGGAGAAGUGACAUCAAUUAAAAGCCAUAUUAUUAAAUUCACAAAUCUAUUAAAAGACCACAAAUAUACUUAUCAAAUAGUACUUUGUGUCAAUAAUAACAAACGGGAAUGUUAUGGAAAAAAUAUCAAAACAUUUGAAUUUGAGACAAAAUGUGAAGAAAUUUCACAGGAUCAAAUUAUAAUUAAAAGUGUUCCUGUACUCACCACUGUUACAGUCACUGAUUACAAUUCUGAAAUUCAGUGUGACUUAAGCCAAUAUCGUUGGUCGUUGAUUGAAACAUCCAGAAACAAAGAGAUACGCUCAGGAUCAUUAGAUGUAAAUAUAUAUUGCAAUGCAUUAAACCUGUUCACAAAUUAUUCACUGCAACUGACGAGAAACAACAGAAUAACGAAUAACAUUUCAUUUACUACGGACGAAUCUAUUCCAAAUGCUGUUAAAAAUAUCAAGAGAGAGUCAAAAUCAUCAAAUACACUAACAUUAAUAUGGGAUGAACCAUUUCCAGUUGUUGGCAUUAUCACCAAUUAUCUCGUAGAAUGGAAGUUUAUGGACAAAAGGGAUUGUUCAAUCGAUAAUAAAUCACAGGAUAUUCAAUCUAGAAAUGUGACAGAACCAAGAAUAAAAUUAUGUAAUCUACAAUUUUAUUCAGAAUAUCACAUUUCAAUUUAUGCAUUUACUAAAAAAGGAAGAGGUCACCUUGCAAAUAUUAUCGGACAAACUGAAGCGAAAGAUGGAAUUGAACUGAAAGCAUACAAGUACAAUGUGUAUCCUGCCGAGAACGCUGUAACAAUAUCACUGGUUAUUGACUGUAUUAAUUGGAAUGGUCCUGUUUCUCUAUAUAUAACUGCAACCUGCAAAAGCGAGUGGUGUGAUGGAAAAGUGACAAAUGGUUCUAAGUUGAUAAAAUAUAACGAUAUGAAUGCAACAGUUCAAAACCUGCAUCCAUACACAAAUUACUAUAUUGAAAUGUAUUUGUUUUUCGACUCUAAGAAUGAUCAUCUUAAAUUAAGAUCUGCUGAUGUCAUGACACGGGCUUGUGCUCCGAAUCCGGUUCAAUUUGCGGAAGUAUAUAGUUCAACAGAGAAUACUUUAUCGAUAAGAUGGAGUGCACCGUAUCCCCCAACUGGGGUACUAGAUACAUUUUUAAUAGAAUAUGAAUAUAAGCAUUGGAUCGGUUGGAGGUCAUCUAAAGAAGCUCAAUUCAAUUCAAUUCGUCCAUGUAAAAUAUGGACCAACAUGUAUUGUACUACUUUGUACAAUCUUGAUAGACACUUUAAAUACGAUAUAUCUAUUUAUGCACGCAAUAAGAAUGUUUCUGGUGAGGGUCAGCCAAUUGAAUUCAGUGGAUAUACAAGUAUUAGUGCACCCCAACCACCAUUAAACCUUCAAGCAAUUUGGAAUGAAUCGCAUUUCCUUCACUUGCAAUGGCAACAUCCGAACAAAACAAACGGUCCAUUUGUAAGAUUUGAUGUAAAUAUUAGAGGACAACGCUUUAAACAUCAGGUGUCGGAAAAUUUUACAUACACAGUAAAAACUUAUUUCCAAUGCAAACCUAAAAACCAUCACGCAGCUGUUAGUGUGCAAACAAUUAACUCAAAAUUUGAAUCUAGCCCAUUAUCUAAUACGUUUUCGUGCCCAGUCUUUAAGGCUGCGUUUAAAUCCGAACCAGAAACGAGAGAUAUUGACAAUAACACUUUGAGUAUUUAUAUUCCAUCAAUCGAAAAUGCUGAGUUAAAUAGCAAUUUGUAUAUUAUUCUAAUAACUCGUGUGUAUAGCAAUGAAAGAAAUUGUAAAACUGGUAAGGGAUUUAAACUGGAUGCAGUCAUACCAAUUCAAGAUUAUAAGAGUUGCCAGAUUAUCGGCCACUAUGAACAAGUUCAAUACAAAGUGAUUGAAGAAACAGAAACACACGUCACCUUCAAGGAAGCACCAGAUUAUAAUUUUAAAACAGAAACUUAUGAAUUAAACAUACUAAUAGUAAACGAAUUUAAUGGUCAAAUGUCGCAUACUUUGUACCAGGUAGCGCGUGACAACGAUAACGGCAGAUCAAAUACUGCCGGCUUUAAUUUCUGGUGGUUGAUUUUGAGUGUUGCAAUUGUUAUUAUUAUUACUGGAGGUUUAGUUUGGAAGCGAGUGUCUGAAUGUACCACCGAAAAGAAACUUGGCGAACCGGAAUAUUCUGAAAUACCCAUCAUAGACAAGCCGCCAACUAGAGCAUCUUCACCUGUCUUACCGCCACCUCUUCCAAUGCGAGAAAUCCAGUCAACCCCAGAAAAAAAUAAAAAAUUCUCCAAAGUUGUGCCUGUUUCAGACAUAGAUGACCAUAUAAGAACUAUGAUCUUUGAUGACGAGUUACUGAAUCAACAUAAAAAAAUCUUGGAAUUACCGGAGAAUAUUAAUGGUUACCUUCAACCAAAAACUGCUCCUGAUUCAAUUGCUGCAAAUUACAUAUCAAGUCCUCUCUGCUCGAAUGCGUACAUUAUGUGUUUGGCUCCAACAUCCGAUAAUGUUUACCAAUUUUGGCGGAUGAUCGUUGCAGAAAGUGUAAAAUACAUUAUUUUAUUUGCUACCCCUAUUGAUUUAAAAAAGAAAAACCUUUUUCAAUAUUGGCCAGAUUAUCCAGAAAACAAAACAAUAUCAUUCCAAGAUAUAGAAAUAUCCACUCAAUCAGUAGAGGUAAAGUACACCUAUAAGGUGUAUAACAUGAAAGCGACUAGGGGCACACAUACAACACUGUUGCGUAUCUUACACUUCACCAAUUGGUCAAAACGAGGGAUACCUAUGAACCCGAAUCAUCUCACCUCAUUCCUUCAAUGUCUUGAGACAAUUCCGCAUUCUUCUAAAUAUCCUAUUUUGGUGCAUGACGUUGGAGGGUAUGCAAAUUGUGCAAGUGUAAUAAUUCUAGUGGAUAUCUGUUUGAGGCAAGCUGAGCUUGAUGGCCAAGUAGACAUUUUUCAUCAUUUCCAAUUGCUUCAUUCUCAACGACCUAACAUUAUGGACAAUGUUGAAGAUUACUUUUUGGUGCAUCUUAUUCUAGUCAAGUAUCUUGCCACCCCACACUAUGCGUACCCUUGCAACACAUUCAGUGCUCAUUUUCGCAACCUUAACGAUGCUGCUUUGUCGGAACAAAUGAAAAUGAUAACAGAUUCGAUGUGGCAGGAGAGUGUGCUGCGACUUGAAGGAUCUGUCCUGUUCUACAACAAAAAGACAAGACGAGAUCAGGAUAUAAUUCCACAUCCGUCAUGUUGUGUAUUUCUGCGUCCUCUUUAUGAGAAAGAAUCGUGUUACAUCAAUGCGAUUUUUGUUGAUGGUUACCAACAGUCGAAACAGUUUAUUGUCACUCAACAUCCUCUCACCAACACCGUCGAUGAUUUUUGGCGAAUGAUAGUUGAUAAUAAUGUGAAGCUGGUUAUAUCCCUACAACCAGAAUAUGAUGUUGAAUUUUGGAACAAUGGUGGUGACUUCCAAACACCAAAUGGAACUUCAAUUGAACAUCUGAAAAUUGUGAAACUACCCGAUCUUCACAUGCAUACUUUGUUUGUAAAACCCAAUGGAACACCAAUUAAGAAAAUAGAAACAAACUUAAUAGAAGUUGUAGGAUGGAAAGUGGAACAGGCAGUGCCGGUUGAUUUACGAGUUUUACUGUCAACUCGACUUCAGAUGAAAAGAACGAAAUGUGAAGAAUUCAGUAGUGUUGUAGUGAUGUGCAGAAAUGGUGCAUCAGCAUGUGGUUUGUAUAUUGCUGCAUGUAAUCUCUUGGAUAGCAUGGAGUCGGAACAAGUGGUCGAUGUGUGCACAAGUGUGCGCAAUAUACGCAAUCAUCGAUCUCAAUUUGUUACUGAUCAGAGUCAGUUUCAUGCUUUGUAUAAAGUAGCAUCAAUAUUCCUUGAUGAUUUUCGGAAAUACUCUAACUUGAAGACAUCUAUUUCAGCAUUCAGAAGAAAUACAACCAAUAAAAAUCUAAGGAAAAAAACAACAAUAUGAAUUUUUACAUAUAUACCACUUGCUUGAUAUUGUUUGUUAAUUAGUUAUUAAUUUACUUAUCUGGUUGUUGGGUUUUGCAUUUGAAAAGUGAAUACUUCUAAUACGCCAUUAUUAGUUUUGGGAAGUGUAGAAAAUAAAUUAUUACCGCAA